AUGAAUUAUUUUCAACAACAGCCUCAGUAUGGAAUUUGGCCACAACAACAACAACAAUUACAAUGUCCAGUAUGCCCUGGAAACAUGAGAAUGUGGCCUCAACAACAGCAACCUUCAGCAUUUGGUGGUUUUCCGAUGGUUGGUCAAUAUUAUAAUAAUCCUUAUCAACAGCAACAGUAUUAUCACUCACUAUAUCAACAAUAUUAUCAGCAGCCUCAAUCCCCAUACAUGCAACAAAAUCCCAUGGCUUAUUCUCAACCUUUCAUGCCGUUAAGUUACCAAAAUCAACGACCUUAUUAUUACUAA
Messenger RNA from Didymodactylos carnosus, 306 nucleotides. NCBI's taxonomy places the organism in Eukaryota, Metazoa, Rotifera, Eurotatoria, Philodinida, Philodinidae. The record is from the annotation of a GenBank genome assembly.